Molecule: messenger RNA, 996 nt
Organism: Naegleria lovaniensis
Lineage: Eukaryota; Heterolobosea; Eutetramitea; Acrasida; Naegleriidae
Exons: 3
Coding region: 1-996 (331 amino acids)
Source: RefSeq, a predicted model, not a curated record
AUGAAGAACGGGAAACGAAGCAACAGACGCGAUGAUGACCGUCGGAAUUUAGAAAAUGCUCUUGAUUUGUUGGAACAACUAUUCUCACUCAUUGAUAUGAUACAGGUUUCAUUUUCUAAUAUUUAUAAAGUCAUUUCCAUACCGAUUCAGUACGUCGGAAGAAAAAUCGGAGAACAAAGCAGUAAAAUUGGAUCAAACGUUUUUGAUACAUUACUUGAUUUAUUUACACCAGUACAAACUCUUUUUGAUCAAUAUCAAACAUAUUAUGGCUAUUACCGAGGAGCAACCUAUUUCAAUCCUAAUGAAUUAUUUGUCACAAGAGUGUUCAAUUAUUUCGAAAGGAUAAUCAAUAAUUUUCAAGAAAGGGUUAAAAAGACAUUUACUGAAGACAAGAAUGUUGGAUUUUCACAGUAUUUAUUGAAGACAGUCAUUAUUGGAGGAUUGUUUUUAGUUUGGAGAGCUUUGUAUAUUUGGUGGAGAUUUAAGAAGGACGCGAGUCGAUCAAGCCAAUUUAAUAGUUCUAAUUUCAUUGAUGGCAAUGUCAUUCAGUCUUUUGUAGAUAAUGAAAGUCUUUCUCAACACUUACAGAAUAGAAAAGAAUGGGAACAACUAAGAAGAAAUCCAUUUUCACACUCAACAUCUGAUCUGGCUUAUUUGAACUCGCCUCAAUACCAUCUACAAAGUCCUUACUUUCCUCUUCGGAUUGGUCCCAACGAAAGAGAGCGAAAUUUCUUUACCUAUUUUCCAUCGUAUCGAAAUCGAGUUGAAGAUUUAGAAUUUAGAGAAGACACAAAUUCUGCGCCUGCUUCUCUUUCAUCAAAUAUCAACAGAAGUAGCGCUCUCUAUAAUAAUAAUGGUAUAGGUCCCUCUCGAUUCUACAAUGACAUGCUUAGAAACAGAACUCUCAUUGGAUUGCGAAGAAAUAAUACUCUUCAAAGAGAAAAUAUUCAACCUUAUCAAAAUCAACUUUAUUCAUCCAUAUCAGAUAACAUUUAA